Molecule: messenger RNA, 2006 nt
Organism: Lucilia cuprina (Australian sheep blowfly)
Lineage: Eukaryota; Metazoa; Arthropoda; Insecta; Diptera; Calliphoridae
Product: trichohyalin-like
Exons: 1
Coding region: 138-1505 (455 amino acids)
Biological process (GO): cilium organization
Cellular component (GO): motile cilium
Source: RefSeq, a predicted model, not a curated record
AUUUUAUAAAAGUUUUUUAUCUAAAUAUUUUUUUAAUAAUUUUCAAAUUCCAAGAAAAUAAGAUUGAAAAACGUCAUAAUCUUCAUGAUUAGUUAAAUUUUUUUAUACGACUUUUUUAUACCAUUUAAAAUAAAAUCAUGUUUCGUGAUAAAAUUUGCUCUAUUAAACAAAAUGUUAAUGUCAGACAUCGUCGCACUAAUACACAAUUUCUGAAAAAUAUUAUGUACGAGGAACAACUGGAAAAGUCGGUACGAGCUCAUGAAAUUCAAAUGACUGCUGAAAAUCCCAUGAUAAAAGAACAAAAACUUAAAAGUCAAAUUUGCGGUGAAUUAAAACAGCUAAAGCAGGAGAAAUUUCUAGAGGAAAAACGUAAAGAUCGGCUGCAUCAAAAUGAGGAGGAAGUAAGACUCUUGGUUGUACAAAUUAAAAGAGCUCAUAUACAAAGAGAACUAGCCGAACAGAAAGCUUUAAAAGAGAAAAAACAAAAAGAGGAAUUGCAAGAACGUUUAGAGGAAAACAAACGUUUUGAAGAAGAAUGCCAGAGAAAUAAGGAGAUUUUCCUGGAGGAAGAAAGAGAAAAUAUCGAGAAAAAGGCCAAGUUUCGUAGAGAUCUUUUAAAGCAAAUGGAAGAAAAGCAAACAAAACGUAAAUUAGAAAGAGAAUUAAUACUUAAAGAACGUGAGAGUAUGCAAAGAUUUUUACAAAGUUUUGAGCAGGACAACGAAAGAGAAAGGCAGCAUAUGCUAGAGCUUAAAGAAUUAGCAAAACAAGAUCGUGAUGAGUAUCUCAAACAAGUUAAACUUUAUAAAACCCAACAAAAAGAAGAUGCCGAAGAAGAUCAUAGAAAAUAUAUGGAAAUGAUCAGACAAAGAGAUGAAACAGAAAGAAUGCGCUUACAGAAACGCAAAGAGAACACAAUGAAACGCGAAGCUCUCAGUGAGAGAAUAGGGCAACAAGUUUAUGCCCAACAAAUAAAACAACAAAAACAUAAUGAUUUUCUACUCGAGCUUUUAAUUGAGGAACGUUUAGCUAAAGAUGAUCAACGCUAUAAAUUAAAGAUGGAAAAACAAAUAGAAACAGCCAAAUCUUUGAAUGAGGAUUUCGAAAGAUCACGUUGGAUAAGACAACAAGAAACCCACUUUCGUCAGCAAGAAGAUAUGAAAGUGGUAAAGGAACAACUGAAAAUGUUUCAGGAGCAGGAAAGUAAAGAAUUGGAUAUGAAAAAUAUAAAUUUAUCAAAGACUAGACAAUAUUGUCAAGAUCUGUUGCAAACGAUUAAAAAUAAACAAUUAGAACUGGAAUUUGAGGUAACACAAAACAAAAGAGAAUAUCAGCAGCAAUUGGCAUUGCAGCAAAAACGUCUACACGAUAUAGAAACAGAAAAAUUACGUCUUUUAAAAGCAGAACCUUUGGAAAUAUGUAAAUUCUUACCCAUUAAGGCCAUAAGUGAUAAACAUCGUUUAGAAUUGGGACUCACCUGCAAAGAAAUAAAAGAAAAAGUUUAAAUUAGAAAAAAAUGCUAAAAAUAAAGUUCUAAAAUUUUAAAAAUUAACGUCCCGUUGUAAUAGUGUUUACACACUAAGCCAAUUAAGAUUUGGCAAAUUUUAGUUUAUUUUUUGUAUUGUCAUAAUAUCCAAAAAAAGAACAUCUUCCUAAAUAAGUUUUUUGUUCCAAAAAAUUUUUUUCACCCAAAAUAAGUAUUACAAUAGAAAUGUCUAUAUAGAAAUAUGUUCAUUAUCAUCAUCAUCUUCAAUGCUGUCAUCUUUAACGUCAUUCUCAACAGUUUUGCGUAGCAACCUCAUUAGUGCCUCAAACUCACAGUCAAAUAGAAAAUGUACAAAAAAUACUAAGUAAUUGUAAUUACCAAGGCAAUAACCUUCUUCUGUGUGCGUAAUCUUAAAAAUGUUUCAUUCGUCAUUUUUGGGAUUUCUUAAGCACAAUUUCUGUUAUUUUGAUUAUUAUGUUUGCCGUUAGUAUUUCUUUCGUAUUUCUGCCAAAUUCUUAAA